Messenger RNA from Maylandia zebra (zebra mbuna), 1479 nucleotides. RefSeq names its product cyclin A1 (gene ccna1). Lineage: Eukaryota; Metazoa; Chordata; Actinopteri; Cichliformes; Cichlidae. The record is from RefSeq and is a predicted model, not a curated record.
CGUGAUUGGACAGAGACUCAGGAGGAAAUAGCUGAUUUUCGAGGCAAACAUCGCCGAAAGAAAGUAAAAAAAACCCUGCUACACCUAGAAACCUGCUUCAAGUCACGCGAAGAGAUCCAGAGGGCGCUGUUGGUACAGAUUAUUAACAACCAAGUCAGGGGCAGCUGUCGAUUGUCCGACUUGGUCGGUGGUGGUGACGCUGAAACGCUAAACUGCUAACUGCACUGAUCCUGAUCAUGAUGAACUUUAGCAAAAGUCAACGCAGUCGAGCCAGCAAAGAAAAUAUGGCACCCUCAGCCAGAGUAGAUACACUGCAGAGGUCCAAACAGCGGACGGUGCUCGGAGUCUUGUCAGAAAAUGAACUGCGAGGUCGAUCCCUCAGCCAGGGUGGCCAGUUUUCCAGACACAGCUCAACCUCAGAAAGCUCUCAACUCAACUGUCUGGGCUGCCCUUCCAGCUCCAGCUUUGAUGUGUACGUGGAAGAGGCUUGCGAAGUUGUCCUUGCGGCUUCUGGCGAAGAAGUUGUCGGACACCGUAAUUACCAAGAUGAGGAAACCAAUGCCCUGCACAGUGAAGAUAUGGUAAUCAUGCUGGAGCUGAGUUCAAGUCCAUGCCAGGAUGCUUCUACGCCUUCUGAAUCUGAGGAGGUUUUUUGUGUGGAGUAUGCCAGAGAUAUUCACCAGCACUUGAGGAAUAAUGAGAUUGCAUUCAGGCCAAGGCCAAAGUAUUUAGAAAGACACCCAGAGAUCACGGAUGAUAUGCGCGUCGUUCUGGUGGACUGGAUGGCUGAGGUGGCGCAGGAAUUCCAACUUCAAGCUGAAACUCUUCAUCUUGCUAUCAAUUACUUGGACCGAUUUCUCUCCCUCAUCGGAAAUGUGAAACGAGGCAAGCUGCAGCUGGUUGGCACGGCUGCCUUGGUGAUUGCUGCAAAAUAUGAGGAGAAGUCACCUCCUAAACUCGACCAAUUUGUGACCAUCACAGACAACACCUACACUAAGAAACAGCUGCUUCGGAUGGAGCAAGCAUUUCUAAGUGUGCUGGGCUUCAACUUGGCGGCACCCACCAUAAACUCGUUCCUUCACCUUUUCAUGGCCAUCCAGUCUGUCUGUGCCAACACCAAAAACCUGGCCCUGUAUGUGGCGGAGUUAAGCCUGCUGGAAAUGGAUCCAUUUCUACAGUACAGCCCAUCUAUGGUUGCUGCUGCAGCCUACUGCCUAGCUUCCUACACCAUAAAUACGUCUUUAUGGCCCGAUUCUUUAGUGGCUUUUAGCGGAUACACGAUGGCUGACAUUUCUCCCUGCCUGACUCACCUGUACAAGCUAUACGCCAGCGCAGAGAGUCGCCCACUACAGGGCAUCAGAGAAAAGUACAAAAAUUCAAAGUACUGUGGCGUUUCAUGGAUCACUCCCCCUGCUUUUUUGUUUUUCCCGUGACUCACUGCUACACCCAUCUGACACAAUGAAAUGAAGAACAAAACAA